GUGAGUACAUUCAUGUUUUGGGAAGAUGCGAAGAACUACUGUCGCUCCAAAUACACGGACCUGGUCAGAGUGUGGAACGUGUCUCAGAACAAUGAAAUACACCCACUCAUUGAGAGGAACCACUGGAUCGGCCUAUACAGAGACCUGUGGGCUAACUGGUCUGACCACAGCCCACUGACCUUCACUAACUGGGAGACGGGCCAGCCCGACAACAAAGGCAGCACCAACAUGACUUCCUGUGCUGCCGUGGAUACGAGCACCAGAACGUGGUGGGAUGUUGACUGUAGUGAAGAGCACGAGUUCAUCUGUCAGACUCUGAUUCCAUCCAGUAGGAGGUUGGAGCUGCGCUUCCAGUCUGAGGCCGACCUGACCGACCCAGACGCCCAGCAGCAGAUUUUACAGCAGCUCCAUGCUAAACUGGAGACUGAUGGACUGACAGACUUCAAGCUCCGCUGGAUUGAGAAAGACGGGCAGAACUUUCACAAGGACACAAAGAAAAAAACAUAAGAAAAAUUCAGCACUUUAAAAUUUAGUCUUAUUAUUUCAGCAUCAUUUGUAACAGUCAGUAAAAGAUAUAUAAAUGUUUUUUGAUUCAGUUAUCUAUUUGGGUUUCAGACGGAAGAAGCAGAAGACUUUUUCUAUCUAUGCAUUAUGUGAACAUGUAACGUUGUUUCUUUUGCUCUGCUUUGUUUUAUGAGGUAGGAAAAUUGACAGACUGUGGUUCAAAAGUCUUGAAAAAUUUUUUGUGAAUAAUUACUGGUACUAUAGUCUUUCUUACAUUGGGUUACAUCAUACAUAUAGUUUGCUUUAUUCUUUAACUGAAUAUAUAUUG
Messenger RNA from Gambusia affinis (western mosquitofish), 832 nucleotides. Its product is annotated as C-type mannose receptor 2-like. NCBI's taxonomy places the organism in Eukaryota, Metazoa, Chordata, Actinopteri, Cyprinodontiformes, Poeciliidae. The record is from RefSeq and is a predicted model, not a curated record. The transcript has 2 exons. The coding region runs from base 13 to 507 and encodes 164 amino acids.